Molecule: messenger RNA, 9474 nt
Organism: Fundulus heteroclitus (mummichog)
Lineage: Eukaryota; Metazoa; Chordata; Actinopteri; Cyprinodontiformes; Fundulidae
Gene: ppargc1b
Product: peroxisome proliferator-activated receptor gamma, coactivator 1 beta
Exons: 12
Coding region: 30-2822 (930 amino acids)
Biological process (GO): positive regulation of transcription by RNA polymerase II
Cellular component (GO): nucleus
Molecular function (GO): nucleic acid binding; transcription factor binding
Source: RefSeq, a predicted model, not a curated record
UGACUCCGCAGCUCCUCAUUCACUAGAAGAUGGCGGACUGCGCUCCACUAUUAGAUGAGGAACUCUCGUCCUUUGUCUUCAGUUACCUGACAGAAAACUCCGGCAGCCAGUAUGGGGAGGAGGAAGUGUGUUCGGACCGCUUGGACACCGACUUCCCUGACAUCGACCUCUCCCAACUGGACACCAGCGACUUUGACAGCGUCAACUGCCUCAGCGAGCUGCAGUGGUGCACCGAUCAGCCAGUGGAUGUCUCACCAGCCUCCAUCCACUACAGCACGGCAGAUGAGCUCUUCGAGAUAGAAGAGGAGAAUGCGGCCCUGCUGGCCGCCCUGACAGACAGUUUGGAUGGCAUGGUGGAUGCCGAGGUGGGCGGGCUCUCCGUCUUUCCCACUCUGGAGGAAGAGCCCAGUCAAGAGGAGGAGGACGAGAGGAGUCUUCCUCUGAGCGCCGAGGACUUCAGUCAGCCCCUGGGGGCUGAGACAGAGGACCUAUCUCUUCUGAAGAAGCUGCUGCUGACUCCACCCAACGUCCCAACUGGCAUCGAUGUGCACAAAGAUGGAGUCCAAAGCCAUCGCUACAGCAACAAAAGUCUGCGCCUACGGCCAGUCAGACCCCUGUCGAAGAGCGACCUCCCUCCGGAGCGGAAGCCCCGAGCGGUGCGUCCCACCGGGCGCCUGUGCACCGAGCUCCACCGCCACCUCACCACGGCGCAGGACACCGAGGACGCCCCGGUCCAUGACACGGACGAGGGCGAGGACGAAGAGGAGGACGAGGACAGUGAGUCGGAGGAGGAUGAAGAGGAGGAAGAGGAGGAGUCUUCCAGCAGCGAGGUGGAGGGUGCAGCGGCAGCCGCUGCUGGCCCCGCAGAGCCCGCUGCGCCUCAGUUCAGCUCGGAGAAAGAACUGCAGUCCGUUGUUGAGCUGAUCACGUACAUGCACACGUACUGCCUGCCCAUGCGCAAGCAGCAGGGCUGGGACCGCAAGGACCGGGACUUUUCAAGGCCGCGGGCCAAAACCGACGCGCCCCGCCCGGCCAACACAAACUCUCACAGCAGAGUUGUACUGGUAAACGCUCCUGGGACUAGCGGCAACCUGAACGGGACAAGCAGCGGCGCCCCCAGGAGGCUGCCCUUCGCCAGGCGGAGGGAGAUGAAGGCCAACUCCCUUCUCCGUCAGCUUUUGCAGCAGAGCAGCUCCUUCGACGUGAGCAAGCCUUACAGACUCAACAGCCCACCUUACACCCACACACACAGCCCCAACAGGGGUGCAGCAGCGGCUCCGUCUCCCGCGGCUAACAAAUGCCCCCCGGCCCGGUCCCUUAGCUCCACCUACCCCAAACCUGAGCUUUGGAAAGACUCUUCCUCGCUUGGGAGGAGAAACUCUUCCUCUGAGCUGCUGCAGAGCCUGGAGGAGGCCGCAGAGACCAGCAGCUCGUUCUCCGUCCGCCGCUCCAGACGCCUGGCAUCCUUUCCCAGCCGCUUCGCCAAAAGACUGCGCCCCACACGAGUGAGGGAUGAAGAUGGGAAAGAAAAGGAUGAGAAGGUGGAGGCAAACGCAGGGGACAGACUCCUGCCCACACAGGCUGGAGGGGGAACCACGACGGAGGCGCAGCCAGAAAAAGUGACGUCUGGCGAUGGCAGCAACCCCUCUGAGCUGACCAAAUCCUGCUGCCAUGAAAAGCGAGCCUGUCUCUGUCUGCCCCUCCACUCAAAGUCCACAGGAGAGUCCCAGUUCAGCACCAGGCCUUAUGAGCAGACGCUCAGUGUGGAUCUGUGUGGAACAGCAGGUCUCACCCCUCCUACCACCCCGCCUCACAAACCUGUGGAGGAUGAGCUCUUUAAGCCGACGGAUGGAGGAAAGGGCGGUGGCAGCAGCGAGGGCGGAAGCGGCGGCGAGUCUGUCCACCCGGCUUCAAAUGCCAACCCGAACGUCGCCGCGAAGGGCUCGGCCUGGCUCAGUCGCUCCCACCACCAGAGGAAGCUUCCAGAGCAGACUGAGCUGUACGCCCAGCUGCAGCGCAUGGGUCAGGCAGGCGAGGGUGACACCCAGCGCACCUUCGGUGACCACGACUACUGCGCACUCAGCCUCGGGGAAAGCCGCAGGCGCAGCGCCGCCAUCCUGGGCGCCAUACUCCAGACACAGGGGGGGAGCGAGGGAGACGGCACCCAAGCGUCUGGUCUUGCGGACGAUAACGUUUUAGGUGAAAAGGGCGAGGAAAGCGAGGAGGAGAGGCUUGUGACGACGGAGGUCGAGGAGACACCGGAGCAGCAGACGACAAUGGUGUUAUCGUCGUCGCCUCCGUCAGACUGCCAGUCGAUCGCCGCGACGCCUCCCGUUUCUGAGGAGGAGGCGGAGCACUCGUCGGCGUCUCGCUCACCUUCACCCAUCCUCCACUUGUGUCCUGAUUCCCCGUCCAGCAAGACAGACUCCAGUGAGAACUCUGAGAGCUGUCCAGACGACAACCAGGGGAACAAAGACAAGUCUGACGAGGACAACUGCCAGGUGUUUUACAUCCACAACCUGCCCAGCAGGGUGACCGAGAACAUGCUGAGGAGACGCUUCCAAGUUUUUGGCAAUGCAGACGACUGCAAAGUCAUCAUCUGCAACGAGGAGCGCUGCGGAGUGAUAAAGAUCCGUCAGUCUGGGCCUCAGAGACAUCGCAAGGAGAUUGUGUUCCAGAACGCCCCCGCAGGCCUACGGAGGCUAACAAGGAAACGCUACAUAGAUCUUGAUGAGGCAGGCCCCGGCCCUGUCAAGAGUAAGUACGAUGCACUGGACUUUGACACUCUGCUGAAGGAGGCCCAGAAGUCCCUGCACCGUUGACAGUCCAGCGCUGCUGACUGGCCAGCCUUAGUAAACUGCAGCAGAACCCCUCUGAUAACACCCACAGUACCUCCGUGCAAGGCAACCUCGCAAAAUGUUUACAUUUUUACUAUUGAAAUGACACAACAAAGACCUUGAUUUUUUAAGUCUCUUUCACCGGAGGAUACUGCUUAAAAACAAGGAAGUCACCGCGAGGAGUUAAGAGACAGUGGAGGAAAAAAAAAAACAAAAAGGACUUUUAAGUGGCGAUGGUACAACAGCUUAAAAACAACAAUGAUACAGUUCUCUGAACAAAUGUAACAACAAAGCUGCUUCCUGUCUGUUCUGGUGUCGUCUUUGCCCUGCCUUGGAGGAACGGGCAUGAGAAACCUGUAGCAAAUCCUUGCUAUCCCCGCGUUGCGUUGGUCGUUGUGGUGCGUGUCGUUGCGUGUGCGUGUUCCUCAUUCUGUUCGUUUUGUAUGCAAAGAAAAACAAAAGAAAAGAGAAAACCUCCCUUUUUCUGGUCAGAAAUGGUAAACCUGCAGGCUGUGUUUGCUUGUUUGGUGAUAUUACCAGGAUGUGAUUUUAGCGAAUAAUUGUCUAUGUUAUAAAUUUUUAAACGUACUCUGCGUGAGUGUGUGUUUGUGUGUGUGGCUGAGUGUGUGUGUGUGUGUGUGUGUGUGUGUGUUUGUGUGUGUCUCAUGGACAAAGUAUAUAACAAACACGUUUAAUGUAAUCAACGGAUGACUGAUAAAAGUUUACAAAUCUAAAAUGAAGAAAAAAAAAAUCAUGUUUCCUUUUUUGUAAUUGUAGUGCUUCCUUGAUUUGAUCUAUGCACUGUAACGGAGAUAGAUGUCUCCUCUGUCCCCCUUCUGUCUCUGACUCUGCCAUGCUAAAUAUUUAGCCUCUGCUACUGGCUGCUGUAGGUUCUGUUUAGUGGAUGUUUCACACAUGAAGACCCUAUUUAAAAUGGUUUUUGCUUCUUUUCUUUUUCAAAGAUCGUGGAUGUUUCUACGAUCAACAUAGACAGAGGAAGGAGUUGUCACUGGAAAAGCAUUUAGGGUAAAACCUUACCUUGGAAUCGGCUUACAAAUCUGUCCUACAGAUUAAGAUGUCCCUGUUGAUUUGGACGAAUGUUGCACCAAAAAUGUCUGUUCAUAUAUAAAACAGAACAACGGUAAUUAUUCCCACUGCUACAGAAACCACACAACAUAGAUUUUACAGUUGUAGUAUUGCCAUCUACAACAGCACCACAUAAUUUAAUGAUAUUUUUCAAGUAAACAUACUUAUUGAGCAGAAUAUUAUCCCUUUUUACUGUUUUGCUCUUUAUAGAGAAAUCCAGGUAUAAAAAGGUGAAACCAGCUGAAUAAUUAAUUGGGCUGUCGGCUUAGUUAGCUAGCCUGCCGUCAUUUACCGUCACUUUUAGCUUGCCUUCUGUAGGUUAAAUAAAACGUUACCAUAGCAACAGUGAUGGUUGGCUCUUCUUUAGUUGCCACAUCAUCCCUGCCUGUGGUUUUCACGAUCAGAAAUAUUUGCAAACAGCCAAAUUUGUCUUUGUUGUACCAAAAGGGACAAAAGCAGAAAGCUUGUUUCAGCCGACUGACUUAACCCUCAGAUUCCACAUCCUCCGUGUUUGCUCCGUUCCGUUCACGUCCGAUCGACGGAGCAACUACGUUGUCAUGUUAAUUAAUGAGAACGGUUUACACACCCUCCGUGAUUUCUCGAAACCAUCGACAGACCCACUCUCCCUCGUUCCCUCGUGAACAACUCUGACUCCGGUCCGUCAGGGUCCGCCCGGGUCGAGCUCCGCCAUUCCAGUCAUAGCAAUCCAGAAAAAGAACAGCAACAACAUGCAGUUUGUAAGUUAAAUAGUGUAAAUAGAGAAUAUUAACCACAAAUUAAAUGUAGCUUUUGAGCUUGGUUUACUUUGAUGCUGGAAACUAGCUCAUGCUUAAUUGGAAAUAUGGGUUUGUGGCAAGUUGAAACAAGACUGUGGGACAAAGCUGAACUAGAAGAAAGCUUGGUUACGGAUUGGGUAUACAUUCUUAGUUGCUAAAACAAGACAAAACUUCCUUAUUUAAUUUUGAGUUUGAAGAUUAUUUUUUUGGAAAAUUGUCUUAACACAUUAAGAGCCUUUAACUUUGGCUAAGUGGAGUCUCUGCUGUGGUUUAGACGGAGUCAGUAAGCAGUGCACUGGUUGCCAGCUGGCGUUUUGUAGUAGUAGUCAAACCUACUUCUACUUAACCCUAAUUUAGAGAAGAUGGAGACCCUGGGAAGCCUUUUCAAUUGCAGUGAUCAUCCUUACAUGUCAGUGAACCGCUGCUAUUUUUUGAAGGGGAUCGUAACUAAUAGCUUAUUGCCGUCAAUUUUGAGUGAAAUGUUUCCUGGCACUUAUCAGAAGAACUGUGAUUUUAUCCCUUUUUUGCACGUCGAUUACAUCUAGUGUAACAUAGCAAUGAAACAAGUGCAUCAAACACUACACAAAAUAUUCAAUUUAAGUACAAAUAGAUUUUACACCAACAUGAGCUAGUUUUCCCAUUUAUUCGAUUUUUUUGACAGGGCAGGCGUUUAUCUCCCGUAACAAAACAGCGGUUUGCAAAUCAACCUGAGAAGCAGCAUAGAUAUACAGUAAAAUUAGGAAAUUAAAAAGUAAAAUACCUUUACAAUCUCCUUCCUCACAACCUACAUGCAUGUUACAGCCGUCUACGCCAGCCCAUUCCUGUCCAGUCGUCUGUACAGUACAGGUCAAAACAGAGAUGUGUUUAUUUAAAUUCUGUUUGGCUUUUAAGCUCAAACUGCAUAACCCAUUAAUAUACUAUGGUCACAGAUGUAGUAGGAAUGUAUUCUAAGAAGCUGAAUGUAAUCAUCGUGUUGUUCCCGCACAAAGACUGUGGAGCGAUGUGGUGCUUCAAAAGGGCGGGCUUGAGACCGAAUCUGGUUAGCAGCUAGUUUACGUUCCAGCAGCAGCCAGCAGCAGCAUGCCUUGAAACUCCUAGAGAGCCUCUGAAUCCUGCCAAUCUGGUGGCAUCAAACCGCCACCAAUAACGCAGCCAGGGAGCUGGCGAGGGAUCAGCUGAUUAAGAACAGAGAAAGUAAGCGACUGAGAAUUCGAUUUCUCGUCAUCUACCGGGUCAGAUGAGCGUCUCUACCUCACAUCCCUUUAUCCCUAACCUGGCCAUCUUUUUGGUCAUAGGCUCUCCCAAACGCUCUCUCUAUCUCUCUCUCUCCUAAUUUAUCAUGGUAUCAAAGUUGUUUUCAUUGAAAAUUAAAGCUUUCACAGCUGAUGAGGGGUGCUGGGUGGUAUAAGGGGUGUGGGUCUCGAUUUCUAAGCUCCUUGUGACAGAAGUAAUCUCUUUGUGUAGGCUGUCCUCUGCUAGCCUCAUACCGGUGUCCGUUUGUUGGAGUCUCAACGUCGUAUCCUCGUGUAAUUGAAUGUUUUGUCUUUGUCUCGUGUUUGAGUUGGACACUGCUGAUGCUUACGGGUCAGUGAGAGGUCAAACAGUGGUCUGGCGGACUGGUUGCUCCUUGUGUGCACUUUGUUGGCGAGGAUUCAAAAUCCUUCUCCAAAUGCACUUGCUUUCACGUUUUCUUCAAGGAAGUGCCACUCCCUCCCCCUGUUUUUACCUGCUUGCCCUCUCGUUGCCCAGGAAAUCCGAUCCAAACGCAACCCGACUCUUGCUCUAUCUCUGACUUCUGUCUCUUUGUGGGUUUAAGGCCUCAUUGUCUUCAGGUCCUCCCCCACAAAGUUCCCACUUUUUAACAGAUAAUCUCCAUUCCCCUGUCCUGGUUCUUGUCUUUUCUAUCUAAUCCACAUCUUGGUAACACACACAUACACAAAAAAAAAUUGAAUGUUUACAUCACUUGUUUCUCCUUUGACUUUAUUAGGAACGCACACUAAGUACAAAGGCGCCUUAUUCAGUGCUUAAAAAUGAAAUAACAGCAAGUCAAGAUUCUGGAGAGGACGCCUUCCUCUCCAGGCUCACAGAUGUCCAAAACUAACACUUUAGUGCUAUACAUACUGAUUGAAAACAAGGUGUCGCCUAUUAAAAAGGACAAAAAAAAAAAAGGAACAACUUGUGAACAACUGAGUAAGGUUUUGUACUUAGUAUGUAUACUACUAAAAAGUGAGAGAAUGUGCUGGUUUACAUGUUAAAAAGAUAAUAUAUGAAUAUAUAAUGUGUAUAUAGCACUAUGCCUCAUUGUAAACAUUAAAUGUAUGGUGUGUUUUUUUUAUUUUAUUUAAAUUUUUGGUGGUGGGUCACACUUGAUUACUAAUAAGACAGGAGAUUUCAGGUCAGUUUUGUUUCAGUGUGUUAAUUUUGUUCGGUACAGGGAGGAAAUGAAGGGAAAAUAACGACUUCACACAAAGUCCAACACAACACUGUAGCAAAAAGAAGACAAAAAAGAAAAAAACAACACAAACGUAAAAAGGUAUCACCGUAGACUAUCACUUUAAGAUGGUUGUAUUUCUUUUCUUAAUGUGGAUUUUGCUUUUCCUGUUUUCUUAAAAAGCAAUUUUCCGAUGCAAUACAUAAUAUUCUCAAGACAGCCUUUGUGAAAAAAAAAAAAAAGCGGAGGUAAUAAUGUACAGUGUGUGGUUGAUUGUUGAGCUAUUACACGGGCAAUCGUUAAGCUGCGGUUUAAGUAGGCUGCUGUACUGUAUGUAGACUGCCAUUUUAAAAAUAAUCUACAGGAAGAAUGUGGUCAGUAAGCAGAUAAACGGAACACGUUGUUCCAGCGUUCUCACUGCACAAAUCGUCCUAUUUCACCUUCUUGGUGAGAUACCUUCACUGUUUUUUUUUUCUUCCUUUUUCUAAGCUGUUGUAACUAUAUUAUUACCACAUUUUGAUGGUGCACAGACUUGGUUUGAAUCAGAGUUGCUUACAGCACUUACUUUACAGCCAAUAACGAUACACGUAUAUCUCUGGUAAAGGAACGUGGCAGGGAGUUGUAGAAGAAAAGCUGGUUUUAACCUGGGAAAUAUUUUUCAACAGCCAAUGCUAGCGCUGUAGAAAUCCUAGUUUCACUGCUGCACCUUACGCUGGAUCGGAAAAGGUCGGAAUGGGAGGGUACAUUAUUCUUGAAAAACAUUCAGGCAAUUAUGCAGUUCAGGUUUUCCUUGCAGGUGACCAGUCGUUAAUGCAAAGGAGGAGCAUACACUGUCAUUUCAUGUAAAUUAAAGUUCAACCUUUAGCCUGCAGCACUGCUCGGGUUUCUACAGUGACUGGCGCUGUGCCUGCAAGGGUGUGUAAGGGUUAAAUGAAAUCGUAUCAAUCCAAUGUUUAUCAUGGCAAGCCUUAAAAAUUUGUUUGGGGGGAAACAAAGCUAUCAUUAGCUUUUAAUAUUACUAUUUAAACCUCUUUCCAAUCCAACAUGGUUCAUUAUUAAAUAAUUACUGACGUAAUUUUUUUCAAUAGCCAUAUUAUAAAAAAGGUAUAUACAUAUAUAUGAAUAUAUAUAUAUAUAUUUGUGUGUUUGUGUAGAUAUCUAGAUUAUUAUAUACUUUCUUAUAGAAAACUUUGAUGUGGGUCAUUCUUUGCAGUGUUUUGAGAACACGUUGACGCAUUUCAACAUUAAUAACUGCUUUCUAUUUGAUCUAAAUGUUAGGUCAAUAGGCAGUGAAUCCAAAUAAAUAAAUAAAAAAACGUAUUUAAAAAAAAAACUGUUCCAAAGGGAAUUACCCUCAUAAGAAUGCAAUAUCUUUCGUUCCACUCUUCAUUUCACAAAAAAAAAUGGAAAAUGGUGAGAAAACAUACUUCUUAACAGGCAAACUGACCAAAAAAAAAUAAAAUAAAAUAAAAUAAAAAGCAAUGAUUCAACAGGGGUCACGGACAGAAGUGAAAAUGUCCUGAGAUUCAGUUUUAAAUGUUACCUUUUUAAUGCCAUGGCUCAGUAAACCUUGCAUCACUCACUGUUUGUUUUAAGCCAUGAAUUUAGCCCCGACCACGACAGGAGUGCUUGCAGUAUGGGCCGAGUUUAAAUGAAACAUGUAAAGAACUUAAUGGCUAAUCUGACAAACUAAAUGGCGACACUGAUGUCAAAAAGAUACUUAUUUGGGGCUGUAAACUGUCAAAUCUGCUUAAUGUGAGUGGGUGUUUUUUUUCUUUAUAUUUUUUGGGGAGCUGUGGAUACAAAGGGCAUAUGUUUAUGUUGUUUUCUUUUUCAUUACUGUUCAUUUCAUUGUCUCUUCACAUCUAAUGACUAUCAAAUUCAAAAAUGAUUUUUUUUCUCCUUUUUUAACCUAGUUUUUUUGGUAAAAACAAAAAAAAGUAAAUACUGCUAGUGAGAUUUUAUAUUUUUACAUAUGUUUGUUUUAUUUUGUGUUUUCUUUUUCUUUUUUUAUUUAUACCACUUAGUUUUGAUGUCUGAAAAGUUUUUUUUUUCUUUGUUGUGUAAUUUCAUAUGUCUUGAGAAUGUGGAGACAAAGGCAUUUCAGUAUUUUUGAAUUGUUAAAAUCUAGUUUCAUAGAAGCUAAAGUAUCUGAUGUUAUAAAUUAUAUUUUAAUUCAUGUAAAUAGUUUAAAACAGACGACUAUGGCUUCCUUUUAAACUGAAUACAUUUCUCUUCAGAGAUUGUUUACAUUAUGAAACUGUAGAGAUGUGCUCCUCAUAUACUGUAUAAAGUAAAUAUAUUCAUUGAUUUGCCUCCAAAAAUAAAAUCCUAAUGAACAACA